GAAUGCAGUAAAGCGAGUUUCCGUGCUGUGAGAAAUAGUUCAGCUCGGAGCUGCUGAAUAAACACAGACAUGAACAUUAGGGUAGAGCUCGCCGUUUUAGGGCUGGCCAGCGCGGGUUGGUUUUGCGCUAUCCUUACAAAAUUUCUACCCAUGUGGCACGUAACCGGAAUGGUGGAAAACAUCACCACAACACUUCCACUGUACUGGGAUGGAGUUUGGCUGAACUGGCAACACCACACGACCGGCAGACUUCACUGCGCCUUCUAUCAGUCUCUGCUCAAUCUGACCGAGCACUUCAACACCUGGAAAAUCCUGGUCAUCACGUCUAUAGGACUGGGAGCCCUCGCCGUUGGGGUUUACCCUCUCGGCUGGAUUCGAUACCCCAAGAACAUAUUGUUGAAAGUAGCAUCGGGGCCCGUGUUUGUGGCGAGUGGGCUGGUUCUGCUGGUGGUGAUUUCUUGGACUACACAUUUAACCGCUUCGAAAGCCGGUGCUGUAUUAACGCGGGAGUUUGGAUCGGCGAUCUACGCUGGCUGGAUGGGCACGGCGCUGCUUGUGGUGGGGGGUGUGCUGCUGACCAUUAUUUGCAGCGUAGCGCUCGGGGAGCAGAGACGGGACGAGUCGGCGACGCGAAGUUCAGAGCCAGGAGCUCAGGAACCGCUCCAGACCAUACAGAGCGCUUCGUUUACACGCUAUCCCUGAGCACAUCGUGGCCUUUAUUUUACCUCCACAUACACCAUUCUGGGAAAGCUAACGAAGGAAACUCAACACUCUGUCUGCGAUUAAUAAAACAUCGUCGCGAGGCCCAAAGGGCCAACCACCCGAACGCUUUCAGCUGUAUAAGUGGUGAAAGGCGACAUAAUCUCCUCUGGACAAGAUUUGGACUGAGAUUGAACGACUCUGUGGGAGAGGUAAGGUAUAAGGGUUGGAAAGAGGACUCUUCGCGCCGCACUCGAAUGGACGGAUAGUCUGGAAGCAUGGAAAGCGGACGGAGCUUGGCGCAGGUCAUCUCUGAAAUGCAGAAUGAGAUCAGAAAGCUGGAGAGUGAAAACCAAGCCCUCCGCGGGCAGCUCGACCGGCCGGCUUCAGGCCUGGACUCGGUGUCGCAGGACAGCUCGACCCACGCCAGCCUGAGACGAAACGUGUCCGCGCCACAACUUGAAGCACAGUACAAAG
Messenger RNA from Puntigrus tetrazona (Sumatra barb), 1176 nucleotides. Its product is annotated as claudin-4-like. Gene Ontology annotation, cellular component: bicellular tight junction; plasma membrane. NCBI's taxonomy places the organism in Eukaryota, Metazoa, Chordata, Actinopteri, Cypriniformes, Cyprinidae. The transcript has 2 exons. The record is from RefSeq and is a predicted model, not a curated record. Gene Ontology annotation, molecular function: structural molecule activity. The coding region runs from base 70 to 702 and encodes 210 amino acids. Gene Ontology annotation, biological process: bicellular tight junction assembly; cell adhesion.